Molecule: messenger RNA, 774 nt
Organism: Fonticula alba
Lineage: Eukaryota; Rotosphaerida; Fonticulaceae
Exons: 2
Coding region: 95-730 (211 amino acids)
Cellular component (GO): mitochondrion
Source: RefSeq, a predicted model, not a curated record
CCCUUCUGCCUCUCCCCUCCCCCCCCCUGGCCCCUCCCAAUUGCCUCCCCCCUCUCUCUGUCUCCUCUUUCUCCCUCCCUCUGCACAGAUCGCCAUGCUCUCUCGGUCUGUUGGUCUGGUUCGCGUGGCCAGCGCGCGCCCGCUUCUGCGCACCCUCAGCCGCCCGUUCUCUUCGGCGGCCACCCCGCCGGGAGCCGCUGUCGGCUUUGAUGAGGACUACGUCGACGAGCCGCCCACCGAGGAGGAGCCUGCCCCGGCCAAGGCCGGCUUCGUCAAGUCGCCGCUGACCCGGCGCCAGCCGGCGGCCUCUGCCGGGGCCUGGUACGCCGAGCUGCUGGAGGUUUCGCCGCUCGUGGCUCCGUCGGUCGACCCGGCCGACAUGUACCUCGACCAGGCGGCCGCCCUGGCCCAGAAGGAAUCCAUCACGGCCUGGGUCAAGGGCAAGAUCGCCGAGGUCGGCAUGGCCCAUGGUGUGUCUGAUGGGUCGCUCGGUGACCGGGAGAGCAAGUUUAAGGUCCUGGCCGAGCUUGAGAAGGGCUUCGGCUUCCGCGUGCCCAACCACAUCCUCACCUCGGUGGCCAGCAUGGACGACGUGGCUGCCUUCUACACCCCGGUCCUGACUUCGCCGAUCCAGAGCGCCCUGGUGCCGACCGCCACCUCCGACAUGAUCGACAUCCCGGCCAACUUGAUUUUCACCACCUCGGUCCGGCGCAAGUCCGAUGACAACUGAGUGCCCGCUGUCUCUCGUCGCCUCUCUCUCUCUCUCUCUCUUUC